AUGGGCGCCAAACGGAAAUCUGUCGACCACGACAGCAGACCGCAGAAGAAGGCCAAGCAGGACACUGGCAAGAAGUUCGAAAAGCCAGCCCUCAUAUUCGAAGCGCGACCCGACUGGCACGCCGCCCAAUUACCCUCAGUUGAGACGAAAGACGUGAAGACUCUCCCACCGCAGCGAUCGAUCGACGAGCUGUAUCGAUAUGCGACGGCCCUUCUCGACGAGGAGAAUAAAUCCUACAAUGACUCUCAUCUCUCCGGCUCUGCACAGCACAAAUUCUUGUCGACGAUUAUGUCCUCUGGAACGCUCGAAGAUAAAGUUUCCGCCCUGACCUUGCUUGUACAAGAGUCGCCGCUGCAUACCAUGAAAGCAUUCGAGAAUCUCUUAGGGUUGGCGAAGAAAAAGAGCAGGAAUCAAGCGCUCAUGGCUGUGGCUGCGCUGAAAGACUUGUUGGGCCAAGGUGUGGUACUACCAGAUCGGAAACUGCGUGCGUUUGGCAAGCAGACCAUCCUUCUGGGCGCUCUGCAAGGAAAAGCUGGGAAUUGGACAUCCGGCGACGCUCUUCCUGGCGGACUGGCAAAGAUUCACAUGGUUGUCUGGGCAUUCGAGGAUUGGCUAAAGAAGAAGUACUUCGAGCUUCUGCAGACUCUAGAGGCUUGGUGCAACGACGAAAUUGAAUACUCGAGAAGCAGAGCGAUAACAUACGUGUGGGAGCUGCUCAAGGACAAGCCUGAACAGGAGGAGAAUCUCUUGCGGCUACUGGUCAACAAAUUAGGCGACACCGAUCGAAAGAUUGCAUCCCGAGCAUCAUACCUGCUUCUACAACUUGAAGAAUCUCAUCCUGCGAUGAAGAUCAUAAUUACGAACAGUGUGGAAUCAGACUGCCUGUUCAGACCUGGACAAAGCAACCACGCCAAAUACUAUGCGAUCAUCACAUUGAAUCAGACUAUCCUGUCGCAGAAGGACCAAGUGCUUGCCAACCGAUUACUGGACAUUUAUUUCAGCCUCUUCGUUCAGCUUCUGAGGCCCAACGAGAAGAUCGAGUCUGUUGACCGCCCGGCCAAACCGAUGCCAGCGCAGCGAACUCAAGGGGGUGGAGGCAAAGCAGGGAAAAUGGCGGCAAAGAAGAGGAAAGCUGAAGAGCGUGACGAGGAAGCUGUGGUGCAGUUACACGACAAGAUGAUUGCUCAAGUGCUGGCCGGCGUCAAUCGUGCGUUUCCAUAUGCUGACACGGACGAUCCAACGUUUGAGAAACAGCUCGACACCAUCUUCAGGGUGGCACAUUCUGCCAACUUCAACACUAUCAUCCAGGCCCUCAUGCUCCUACAGCAAAUAUCGUCGCGGAAGCACUUUGGCGCAGAGAGAUUCUACCGGACAUUGUACGAGUCACUGCUGGAUCCGCGUCUGUUCACAUCCAGCAAGCAAGUCAUGUACCUGAACUUGUUGUACAAGAGCUUGAAGGCGGAUCUUAACGCGAAACGUGUGCAAGCUUUCGUCAAGCGACUACUUCAAAUCAUCACAAUGCACGAACCACCAUUCGCGUGCGGAGUACUCUACUUGAUCAGCGAGUUGGAGAGCUCCUUCCCAAGCAUUCGGAACAUGCUGAAAGAAGCCGAAGUCAAUGAGGAAGAUGAGGAAGAGCACUUUGUGGAUGUGCCUGAGGACGGCGAGUCGACGACGAAUGUCCAACAACCUGACAAACGCAGAUCAUCAUACGACCCCAGGAAACGAGAGCCCGAGUACGCCCAUGCUGAGCGUACAUGCCUUUGGGAGAUACUGCCCCUCCUGCAGCACUUCCAUCCCUCGGUGGGUUUGUUCGCAGAAGCUGUCUACGGCACGAAAGAGAUGCCGCCCAAGCCAGAUCCGACACAACAUACCCUUAUGCACUUCCUGGACCGCUUCGUCUACCGCAACCCAAGCACCAAACCGGUCAAGACGCACGGAAGCUCCAUCAUGCAGCCUCUUGCAGGUAGCAGCGCUGCGGAUCUGCUCGUUAAGCCCCGUGCAGGUGGUGCUCGAAGCGCACCUCUUAACACGGAGCAAUUUUGGGCGAGGAAGGUCGAAAAUGUGGCAGCUGAUGAGGUAUUCUUCCACAACUACUUCAACGCCGCUGGCAACCAGAAGAAGAAGGCUGCAGAUAAGAAAGAGAAGAAGGCACGCGGGGAAGACGAAGACAGCGAAGAGGAGGCUGAGCAGGAGAUCUGGCAAGCCAUCGCCGCCUCGAGACCAGAAGUCGAGGGCCCAGAAUCAGAUGAUGAUCUCAGCAUGGGUGACUUGGAGAGCGCAUACGAUCGCAGCGAUGACGACGAAUCAGAAGCUGGAAUCGAUCUUGGUGGCGGUGAAGGCGAUGACGAUGGAGAGGAUGCGUUUGGUGACCUCGACGGACUGGACGACAACGACGCUGACGAGAUGGAUGAGCUUCCGGAGCUCGAGAGCGACGAGGAUGCAAUGCUGGGUGAUGAAGAUGAAGUGGCUGUUGAGGAGUCCGACGACGAGGAGGAAGAGGAGGUGGAGGAGAGCAACGCCGCACGCAACAAGAAGAAACGCAAAGAGAAGAAGAAGCUCAAGUCGCUCCCGACAUUUGCAUCUGCCGAGGAUUACGCCAAGUUAUUGGACAAUGAGCCCGACAAUGUAUAG
Zasmidium cellare ATCC 36951 is the source of this 2634-nucleotide messenger RNA. RefSeq lists its product as uncharacterized. Lineage: Eukaryota; Fungi; Ascomycota; Dothideomycetes; Mycosphaerellales; Mycosphaerellaceae. The record is from RefSeq and is a predicted model, not a curated record. The transcript has a single exon. Gene Ontology annotation, cellular component: nucleus. Bases 1 to 2634 code for a protein of 877 amino acids.